This is a messenger RNA of Lagopus muta (rock ptarmigan), 3765 nucleotides long. RefSeq names its product UTP3 small subunit processome component (gene UTP3). Bases 1141 to 3306 code for a protein of 721 amino acids. Lineage: Eukaryota; Metazoa; Chordata; Aves; Galliformes; Phasianidae. The record is from RefSeq and is a predicted model, not a curated record. Gene Ontology annotation, cellular component: nucleolus; small-subunit processome. Gene Ontology annotation, biological process: maturation of SSU-rRNA from tricistronic rRNA transcript (SSU-rRNA, 5.8S rRNA, LSU-rRNA). The transcript is spliced from 2 exons.
GGAAGCAGGGCAUUUCAAGGACCUGCCUGGAUUGCUGUAAGUUGCCCUCUUCCAAAGGCUGGGGGAACACAGGCGUGCUGCUGGAGUAGUUCUCUUUAAACUGAUCAACUGCAUAAAUGAAGAUGACUUCAAUCAGAAAUGAGUUGGCCACAGCCAUGCGAUGGGAGCACCAAGCGGAUUUUAGAAGCUGUAAAACCUUGCAGCCCUGUUAACCAGAGGAGGUGGUACCUGACAAGUGGCUCUGACAGAUUUAAAAAAUGUGUAUUUAUCUGAGGCAAACCAUAUCUUUGGUUUGUAAGAAAAUAUGGAAUGUGUUGACUCACAUGAGACUAUGUUAAAGCUGGAAGAAGAGACUGAGACUGCUCUGCAGUCAGAUCUGCCAGAAUCCAAAUGAAGCACCAAAAAGUGAGUGAAGUGCACCCCCUUCUAGUUUCAGUUAACUUUAAUGCUUGCCUGACAUGACUUUUUCCACGAGAAUGUGGAUGUGGGUAAGUAUAAAUAACCCAGCACCUGUUCUGUGGCUAGAGAAAAGCACCUGUGCUUGUUUUGCACAGCACUUCUCUUCCUAGGAUUGUGUAGCUGCCAAAUUUAUCGGACCUGGGGGUUUCCCAGACCAUACUAAACUCUUUACUGUGCCUCCCUCUGCUCUUACAGCAUGGCUGUCUGCAUUUUUUUCAGUCCACUUGCAUGUGGCUCAGCAUUCAUGUGAUUUCCCAGUGAUAAGAUGGGAAGUUAGGCUAGGUGCUGUGUACCUGAGAACAUAAACAAGCAGCCAUACAGGAUGUGAAUGUAAACAUCAGAGAAUAUAGGCAGCCUUAAAGACCUUCCUGAUGAGGACUGGACAUGUCUGUCUAUAAAAGGGUUAAAAGGGUUGAUCCAAGGAGCACAAGGGAAGCAACAGCCUCAAGCAGUGGACCCCGAUCCCCAGUAAUGGCUCCUGCCAGAAGAUGCCCCUGCUCCAGGAGGGCAGCAGUGAAGAGAAGGAGACGGAGAGUCAAUACAUGUCCCCCAGAUGGGUCCAGGAAGGUUUUUUCACUUCUCCUCUCUGAAACUUUGACCUGGCUACAGAGAACCGAGUAACCAGAAGUUUCGGUGAGCAAGCACACAGAUGUCAGAUGUGCUAUUUUGCUUUUUCUGUUGAUGUCACAACGCGAACAUACAGAGUCAGUGCAUUGGGAUGUGGCUUUGCUUUUAGAUGAAGGGAAUCCUCUGGAGAGGAAAAAAAGGCACUCUGCUCUUUCCACACAGCAUCAGUCAUUGCUGGUGCCUGCCAGGGUUGAGACAAUCUCAGUGUGGUGCUACGACGUCCCCCAGCUCCUCACGGCUCUGUGUUACCCCCCGUGUGCUACCCCGAUAUGUGAUGGCUGGUGCUUAGGGGUGAGUAUAGAGCUGCUCCACGCCUGCUGUGAGCUCAUACCCGAAGAUGCUCGGUUGGAAAGAACCAUGUUUGGACUUGCGGCUGCACUCAGUUCUUCCAACCGCAGAACACCUUAUCCGCGAGCCAGGCCCUCACGCUGCCUCCAAACGGGCAGCGCCGAGCACGGCCACACUCCCCGCCCUGCCACCGGCCUCCCUUACGGCACGGAACUCGAGGCGGCCGGAACCAGCGGGACCACGCCCGGAGUGGUGGGAAGGAGCGCGACGACGGCACAGGAAGCGGGCCGAGCGGAAGGAGCGCGACAGCGGCGCCGGAAGCGGGGUCUGGGACCGUUUCCGAUUUCCGGCGUAGCCAUGAGGACGCGGCGCGGCACUGUCCUGAGACCGCCGCCGGGCAUCGCCGACCGCCGCGAUGCCGGAGAGGACGACGAGGAGGAAGUGCCCGGCGGAGAGGUGGGCCCCGAGGGCCUGGGAGACGAGGUGGAGGAUUUUCACGAGGCGCAGUUUCGGGAGGUGAUGGCGGCUCUGGAGAGCGGGGAGGAGGCCGGGGACAGCGAGGAAGAGGAGGAGGAAGAAGUACUGGGGCUGCAGCUGCCGGAGGAGGAUGAAGAUGAGGAGGAGGAGGAGGACGAGGAGGAAGGUGAACCUGGUGAGGAAGCAAGGGGAGUUGAGUUUUAUCUCGACCGCAGUGCAGAGGAGGAUGAAGGAGAUGAGGAGGAGGAGGAGGAUGAUGAAGAGGAGGAGGAGAAUGAAGAUGAGGAUGAGGACCUGUCCAUGGAGAGUGAUUUGGAAGAGCGCAGUAAGGACACUGAUCUCCCCCAUGAGCUGUCCUGGGGGCGACGCAAACAGCUCUACUACGACACAGACUAUGGGAGCGAUGCCCAGGCUAAGGGCAAACGUAGCCAGCAAGAUGUUGAUGCUGAGGAGGAGGAAGAGGAGCAAGAGGCUAAAGUGAUCCAAAAACGGCUGGUGGAGGACUUGGGGGAAGAUGAUUAUGGGCUGGAUGUGAUCCAGGGCUACCUGAUGGAGCAACAGAAAACCCAUGAUAGCAAGGGACAGAAAAUUGUCAAGGAUUUGCAGGCCCUUUCCAAGAAAGAGCAGCUGAAGCUACUGAAGCAGGAGUCUCCUGAACUCCUGCAGCUGAUUGAAGACUUUGAAGUCAAACUGAUGGAGCUCAAGGAUGAGCUGCACCCGCUGCUGCAAAUGGUAAAAAAUGGCACUAUCCCACAGGGGAAAGGCAGUCGCUAUUUGCAGACCAAGUAUCAGCUCUACUUGAAUUACUGUGCCAACAUCAGUUUCUACUUAGUUUUAAAGUCAAAACGAAUGCCAGUUCAUAGUCAUCCCAUCAUUGAACGACUGGUUGCUUACAGAAAUAUCAUCAAUGACCUAGCUGUGAUAGAUCAAAAGUUAUCCUCACAGGUUCGCCUGCUUCUGAAAAACUAUUACGAUAAGAAGGAGGAAAAACUCCGGGAGCGGAAGAAGUUUCCAGUGCUUCUUCAACCAGCUGCUAAGAAAACCAAACGAAAACGUGAACCUGAUCUUGCUAAUGGCCGGCUUGUUGCUGAGGAACUGGCAGAUGAAUCUGAUCUGGAUGGAGAGGCUGCGCUAAAAUACUAUAAGAUGAUGGAAGAGAAAUUGAAACUCAAGAGGAAGAGAACUGAAGAACAGGAAACACUCAAAGAACCAGUGACAGAAGAGGAUCCAAACCAGAAGAGAGGUGUGACUUACCAGAUGAUCAAGAACAAAGGCCUCACCCCCAGGAGGAAGAAGAUUGAUCGCAACCCCAGGGUCAAGCAUAGGGAGAAGUUCAGGCGAGCCAAGAUUCGCCGGAAGGGUCAGGUCCGAGAAGUUCGGAGGGAGAUACACAGAUACGGUGGGGAGCUCUCUGGCAUUCGUGCUGGAGUUAAGAAGAGCAGAAAGCUUCAGUGAAACUUAUUUCUCUCUGUUUAAGAGAGCUUCAAGUAAGAGUUCUGAAUGCAAUAAAAUUUUUGUAAAAGAUACUCUCUUGGUUUUUUUUUGUUUUGUUUUUUAAUCCUUGAGUGGGAGUUCUCCUUUGAGAGUUUCUUGUGUGCUCGUUUGCUUCUUUUAUAGGAGGAUGCUUUUCGGAAGGUGCCAUCUCUAGAAGUAGUACAGGGUGCCUUCCUCGUUUUGCCUGCUUGUUAGUGAGUUUUCCUCUAUUGGAAUGACCUGUGCUGUGAAUAUGGCUUUGAGAGGCUGUGAGGGUUAUGUCAAGCAAAGGGAUGGACGUGGAUCAGACAGGACUUAAGGGCAGCAGGAGAGAGAUGGAAGGUCCUCCAGAGGGUAGGCUGAGAAAAGAACUCGUGGCGGCCGGAACCAACAGGACUCUGCCCAGAGUGGUAGGAAGGAGCACGUGGCUAUCACUGCCAG